Messenger RNA from Pieris macdunnoughi, 2232 nucleotides. Lineage: Eukaryota; Metazoa; Arthropoda; Insecta; Lepidoptera; Pieridae. The record is from the annotation of a GenBank genome assembly.
AUGAAUACGACAGCGCCUACUUCGGCAGAUGCCUGUCUUAGUAUCGUCCACUCGUUAAUGUGCCACCGGCAAGGGGGUGAGAGUGAAGGAUUCUCAAAGAGAGCUAUUGAGUCUUUAGUAAAGAAAUUAAAAGAGAAACGAGAUGAACUAGAUUCAUUAAUUACUGCUAUAACAACUAAUGGUGCACAUCCAAGUAAAUGUGUUACAAUUCAACGGACAUUAGAUGGUAGAUUACAGGUUGCGGGACGAAAAGGAUUUCCUCAUGUUAUAUAUGCUAGAAUUUGGCGCUGGCCGGACCUGCACAAAAAUGAGCUGAAACAUGUAAAAUUCUGUCAGUUUGCAUUUGACCUAAAAUGUGAUUCAGUGUGUGUUAAUCCAUAUCACUAUGAAAGGGUUGUGUCCCCUGGAAUUGACUUAUCAAACCUUACACUCCAAUCAGGGCCUAGUCGGCUAGUAAAAGAUGAGUAUACCGCUGGGAUCGGAGGUAAUGGUAUGGACAUGGAUACUGGAGAGCUAGUCACAAUACAACACCAUGCUACCAGCCCAAGACAUCCACAUACAACUAUAGCACACCACCAUCAACAAUUUCAAGCAACUAAUAUUAUAAUAAAUCAAGGACAAACGCCAGAUGGCGUACCGAAUAUGUUUUCGCCGCACGGACAGCGCCCUCGACCCGGGGCGCCACCGCAAAUGGGGCAUUCGCCUGGGCAACAAAUGAUCUCUAACCAUCCAAAUAGCCAAAUGACACAAAUGGGCCCUGGAACUCCCCAGAUGGGUAGAACUACACCCCAAAUAGGACCAGGAACACCACAGAUGGGUCCUGGAACGCCCCAAAUGGGACCUGGCACACCACAAAUGUGUCCUGGUACGCCACAAAUGGGACCUGGUACACCUCAAAUGGGCCCUGGCACUCCUCAAAUGGGACCUGGAACACCACAAAUGGGUCCUGGUACACCUCAGAUGGGUCCUGGCAAUCCACAGAUGGGGUCCAAUGUGCCACAAAUGGCGUCACCUAGAAUGGCGUCAGCUCCCAACCAAAUGUCACCUGGCGCUCCACAAAUCACAAAUAUAAGCCAAGGGAUGUCUAUGAAUGCUCAGCAAAUGAUGGGUCAGCAGAGAGCUAUAGCACCAAAGCUAGAGCCACCAGAUACAAUGGAUGCGCGAACUAUGUGGAGAAUGAAUCAUUCGGCUAUGCCAGUUACUAUGUCCCCGGGAGGGUCUACCCCUAUUAUAGAUGGCGCGAACAACACGUUCUUCACAACAGAACAAACAUCAGCCGACACACAACUUACGCAGUCAAUGCCAGCAGGCUCAGUGGCGGUAUCAAAUGUUAGUUCAGUACCAGUUACAGCUGUAGCGUCCCCUAUUGAACCUCAACAAAAUGGUUUCACUGCGACAAGUCCGCCUCAGCAAAGCCCCUUGCCCCAUCGCACUCAGCAUCAACAAGGUACCUGGACGGGCAAUAACACUCUAACGUAUACGCAGAGCCUUGCCCCGCCGCCGGCCGCACCGCCCGUUCCAGUGGACGCACCAUCACACCAUCACCAUUACUAUAAUGGCAACCCGGGCGGUCUUCUAUCUAGCCAGCCAGCGCCAGAGUACUGGUGUUCGGUCGCGUACUUUGAGUUGGACACGCAGGUCGGGGAGACAUUCAAAGUGCCCUCUAGUCGACCUAAUGUUACUGUUGAUGGUUAUGUGGAUCCCUCUGGCGGCAACAGAUUCUGCUUGGGCGCGUUAAGUAAUGUUCACAGAACUGAACAGAGUGAAAGAGCUAGGUUACACAUAGGUAAAGGCGUCCAACUCGACUUGCGUGGUGAAGGGGACGUAUGGUUACGAUGUCUUUCAGACCACUCGGUGUUUGUGCAGUCCUAUUACCUCGAUCGAGAGGCUGGUAGGGCUCCAGGGGAUGCAGUCCAUAAGAUAUAUCCCUCUGCUUGUAUUAAGGUAUUCGAUCUCCGUCAAUGUCACCGCCAAAUGCAGACGCAAGCGGCGACUGCGCAAGCGGCCGCAGCUGCGCAGGCUGCCGCUGUCGCUGGACAUAUUGCGCCUGCGCAUCCGGGGAUGAACAAAUGUUUAUCAGCGGCCGCAGGAAUAGGAGUAGAUGACUUGAGAAGAUUGUGCAUCGAGACACCUUGCUGGGUUGAAGUUCAUUUACACAGAGAGCGACUACAAUUGCUGGACGAGGUUCUUCACACGAUGCCUAUAGACGGACCUCGGACUAACAUCGAGUAG